Messenger RNA from Cicer arietinum (chickpea), 866 nucleotides. Lineage: Eukaryota; Viridiplantae; Streptophyta; Magnoliopsida; Fabales; Fabaceae. The record is from RefSeq and is a predicted model, not a curated record.
GCAACACAUUUUUUUAGCAGAAAAAGAAAGAAAAAAGGGGAAAAGCAAAACAAUGAGUAGAAGAAAUGGAAGUGGUCCAAAGCUUGACUUAAAACUGAACCUAUCACCACCACCAAGGGUUGUUGAAUCAUCAUCAUCAUCACCAACAAGAUCAGCAACAGUUUCACCAACAUCACCACCAAGUUCAUGUGUAUCAACUGAACUAAACCAAGAAGAUGAAACAACCAACAAUCUUCAAAGAUACUCUAACAGCCCUGAAACAACUUCCAUGGUCUUAGUAGGUUGUCCACGUUGUCUUAUGUAUGUCAUGCUUUCUGAAGAUGAUCCUAAGUGUCCUAAAUGCAAAAGCACUGUUUUGCUUGAUUUUCUUCAUGAAAACAACAACAACAACAUUACCAAAAGAAGGAAUUAAUAAGAGUAAAAAAAACUACUCUGUUUGCAAGUUCUGCAUUCUCUGCUUCUAGUAGGACAUGUUUGUUAUCUUAGCUUUUUUAACUUAGGAAUCUCUAUUUCAAUAUGUUUCUUUUUCUGUUAGUUUUAAAUUUUAAUCCUUGUUUAUGCUUUUUUUUUUAUAACAAUUUGUAUGAAUAGUGCUACUUGCACCCCACUUUUUGCUUUUCUUCCAUCUACUUGUUUAAUGCAAGAAAAGGAGAUAGAUAAGAGUGGAGUGUAAAUAGCACUAUUAUAUAUAGUAUCUAUGAGAAAAUUGGGAAUGCUAGGGAAGUCUAUGUAACUCUAUAUGAGAUUUGGGUUCAACUUUUCUGCUUUUCAGCAGCAAAAUAUGUAUUAGGACUUAACCUCUUCAUGUACCUUCUUAGUAUGUUUUAUUGAAAUUUUAGAUGGAAUCAACCUUUGUAUUAUUAGUU